CAUCGUUCUCUCUCUGUCUCUGUCUCUGUCUCUCUCUGGGUUACCUCUCGCGCAAGAAAAACCCAUAUAAGAUUGAAGCCAUCGUUGCUUCCGUCUCAGAGAGAUUCAUCAGGGAAGGAGGGAAAAUGGGGUCUUCAUCUUCCGAGGAAUGCGUGAGCGGGCAAUUGGAGGAAUUGCAGAAGCAGCUUGGGAAGAAGCAGAAGUUCGAGGAGGCUGUUUCGUCCCUCAGAGCCCUCCUCCAGCAAUCCUACCCCUCUGCUUCUCCUCCGCUUCGGCAGAAGAUUUAUGCCGUUGUAUGCCGAGUUGCGACUGUUUUGAGGACAAGAUAUACAGCACCAGGGUUCUGGCAUACUGGGAUAGGGCUCUUCGAGCAGGCUGAGACCCUGGUCUCUAAACCAUCUGAGAAGGAACACUUGAGAAGCUGCAUUUCUCAAGCACGAGAGCACUUGCAUUUAGCCGAGAAUCCAGCACCUGCACAGAACAAUGCCAACAGAGGCUACUUAUUUGAGGGCCAUCUCACUGUGGAUCCUGAGCCUCCACGGCCCCAGUGGCUUGUACAGUCAGACCUCAUGAACGCAGUCGCCACUCUAGCAGCAGCUGAAUCCUCUCACCCAACGGAAGAAAGGAACUUAUCGGAAAAUACUGCAAAUCUACUGGAGGAGCUCAUUCAGAAUUUUGAGGACUCGAUCCCUGAGAUCCUUGAGGAUGUGGCUGGAGCUCCAAGGGCUCCACCUGCCAGUAAAAAAGUUGUUGCGAAGUUGCCCGUAAUUACUCUUACAGAAGAAAUCCUGGCCAAAAUGGGAAAGGGUGCAGAAUGUGCGAUUUGUCGGGAGGACUUGCAAGUCAAUGAUAAGAUGCAGGAGUUGCCUUGCAAGCACACAUUUCACCCACCCUGUCUAAAGCCUUGGCUGGAUGAGCACAACUCCUGUCCGAUUUGCCGACACGAGCUGCAGACCGAUGAUCAUGCCUAUGAGAGCUGGAAGGAGCAGGAAAGGGAGGCCAAAGAGGAGAGAAAAGGUGCUGCCAAUGCUGUUCGUGGGGGCGAAUAUAUGUAUGUUUAGGAACCAGUAGAUCGGAUAUGUAUACAUCAUGUAGUUUACUCUGAAUGCUCGUAAAAGUUCCUUAAUAUCAAGUUUCCAUCAAAACUCAUUCCUUGUUACUCUUCAAAUUCAAUUGAACGCUCAAACUUGGAGCAUCAGCUCGAGUGCUUUCAUAU
Punica granatum (pomegranate) is the source of this 1216-nucleotide messenger RNA. The record is from RefSeq and is a predicted model, not a curated record. Lineage: Eukaryota; Viridiplantae; Streptophyta; Magnoliopsida; Myrtales; Lythraceae.